Molecule: messenger RNA, 1224 nt
Organism: Lentinula edodes (shiitake mushroom)
Lineage: Eukaryota; Fungi; Basidiomycota; Agaricomycetes; Agaricales; Omphalotaceae
Exons: 3
Coding region: 1-1224 (407 amino acids)
Biological process (GO): carbohydrate metabolic process
Source: RefSeq, a predicted model, not a curated record
AUGCUUUCUGCUGCUCUCGUCACUCUUUUACUCUCCCUAUUUACAACACAAGCUAACUCGAGCUGGGGCCACCCUACAAAUGCUGACCCGUUCUCAUACGAUCCGGGUUUUGACAUUGAAGCAGUCGCAACGAUAGCCAAGGCGCUUCCAUCGCAUUCAUGGGAAUACGGUACUGCUACUGAGGCUUUACUUGAGUUAUACAACUCUUCCUACUCUGUUUUCGGAUCAGCACCAUUUCCUGUGCCAUUUCUUGUACCAGAUGGUGUACCUUCGCUCUCCUAUGCAGCGCAGAAUAUCGUCUUAGGAUCUGGUGCGAACGGUCUCUCGGAUGGAGACGGUGCGGUAGGUGACCCCGCGAGUUUGGGUGUCGGCGCAGUUAUGUUGGGCAAGACAAAUGCGUCGUUUGCACAAGGAGCAAAUGAAGAAUUUGCAUACAUCGCGGGUCAGGCUCCUAGAUGGUAUAACGGUGCUAUUUCUCAGCGCACAGACGUCCCCGAGCUUUGGGCAGAUUGGAUGUAUAUGGCUCCCCCUUUCCUUGCAUACUACGCUGCAGACACUUAUAACACCUCGCUCUUGCGCUUAGCCGUUGACCAAUGCGGACUUUACCGCCAAGCACUCAAGUCCAACCUUACCUCUUCUGUGUCCUAUGACGGUCUUUGGGAACACAUUGUUGGUCCUCAGAGUGCUGACUUUGGUCUUUGGGGCACUGGCAACGGCUGGGCUAGCGCAGGCAUGACUCGUGUUCUAGCCACUGUGAUAAAUGCGCCCUCGUCGACUACCUACGGUUGGAAAGACAAUGCUGUUAGGAAUCUUACUUCGUGGAUUCAAGAGAUCGUUGACGGUGCUAUGGGCGCGCCUAUGAUUGAUGGUUUGUUGAGGAACUACCUCAACGAUACCUCUAGUGAUGGGUUAGGAUUUGGAGAUAUUUCUAGCUCUUCUCUUAUUGCAUCUGUUGCAUAUAGGAUGGCGGCGUUGCAGCCACAGACUUUUGGCUCCACAUACAUCCAAUGGGCGGAAGGUAUUCGAACCACUCUCGGUGGAAAUGAUUCAGCCGGUAAUCCUCACGUUACGAGCAAUGGAACCGUAACGCCUGCGGUUAACCCUCUUAAUUGGUACGACACUACGCCAUACACCGCUGGUAGCCCUGAAGGCAACAACUUUGUCGUAUUGUUGUAUACUGCGUGGAGGGACUGCAUCAUCGCUGGUUUUUGCUCGCAGCCGUGA